This is a messenger RNA of Hyphopichia burtonii NRRL Y-1933, 1156 nucleotides long. RefSeq names its product Med18p (gene MED18). Gene Ontology annotation, cellular component: mediator complex; core mediator complex. Lineage: Eukaryota; Fungi; Ascomycota; Pichiomycetes; Serinales; Debaryomycetaceae. Gene Ontology annotation, molecular function: transcription coregulator activity. The coding region runs from base 29 to 1156 and encodes 375 amino acids. The transcript has 2 exons. The record is from RefSeq and is a predicted model, not a curated record. Gene Ontology annotation, biological process: termination of RNA polymerase II transcription; regulation of transcription by RNA polymerase II.
GCACAAUUCAAAUAGGUGAAGAAUAAGCAUGGUUCACCAGUUAUCAUUAGUGUCGAGCAUACCGCAUAGUAGCUAUAUACAAACAGUAUCGACUCUCCAGGCAUUGACGGGCUUAACGUCUCCACAACCGAUCAAUACUUAUACGCUUUUAACAAGACCCCAUGAUGUUUUCAAACCAAAGUUUGAACCAGGUAAAGUGAAUCAAAUUGAACAGUACCAUAUGCGAUGUACCACUACAUGGUCCGACGUUACAAGUGAAAACUUGGACAUUUCAAAACCAAUAAUGAAAAAUGAUGAAUCUAAUGAAAUAUAUGCUGAUAGGCUUUUCGUGGGUGAUGAUACAAAGAAAGAAUGGACUUUACAAAUAUCCGAUAUCCCAAACGCUGGGAAGAAUCAAGUCUGCUCAGCCCAAAACAUAUACGAAAGUACCUUGGUGCAUCAUCACACUAGUGUGGUGGAUAUUGAAAAAGUCUCGGUUGAAGAUAAACAGGAUGAUGCAAUGGAAAUUGAUGAACCAGUCAAAGAGGAACCAAAGAGUCAAACCAUGUCGGAAGAUUCUCCAUUAAAGAAGGAAGCAGACGACAAGCCAGAGCCAAACGAAGGUAAGCUGGAUGAAAGUAAACCCGAGGAAGGUAAAGCCGAUGAGAGUAAACCGGAUGAAAGUAAAGCUGACGAAAACAAAUCUGAUGAAAGUAAGUCAGAAAGUAAUUUGGAUAAGAGUAAACCCGAUGAAAUCAAGCCAGAAAGCAAGCCGGAAAGCAAGCCCGAAAGUAAUACGGAAAGUAAGCCAGAUGAAAGUAAAGAAAUCAAGUCGGAAAAUCCAUCCGAACCAAUAGAAGUCUCAGAUCAGCCAAAGUUUAAAGAGGUCGAAGUCAAAAAAUACCAAGAUUCAUUUCUACAAUUCUUGGGGGAUUUAGGUUAUGACGUUGUAAAUCAAUACUGGAUCAAAGGUAUUAGAUUUUUCCAUGGUGAUAUUGUGAUUGAAAUUUUUAAAAUCUUUAUUAGAGAUGAUUCUCCAGUGCCCAGUAAUGGCAAAUUGAAACUCAAAUUACUCGAUGAAUCAAAUACUUUCCAAAUUAAAGCAUAUUUAAAUUUCCCUAAAUCUACAGAUGUUGAACCUAUAAAACAAGAAUGUAUAUGGACUCAAGAGUCUUAA